AUGAUAAAUAAUGAAAAUCUGCAAGCACCUUUCAACGUUGGACCUCCAGAUGGCCCUCUUCCUGUACUUAAUCGAUACCUUGUAAAAUCUAGCUUAGCUUGAUCCUCUACACAAAAAGCAAAAACAUAAUUGAAAUGAAAGGCCAGAUUUAGGUGCUAUAAAACAGCGAAAAAUCCCCAAAAGCUCACGCAGCACUACAGAUUUGAUAAAAAAAGGUAGAAUUUUAGGUGAAAAUUUCUUUAUUGAAGAACUAAAGGAAAAAGAAAGAAUUAUAAAAGAGCAAGCUAAUGAAAUAGACAGACUGCAGAGAGAAAAUUUCUCUCUUAAACAGAGAUUGAAUGGAGAUUCACAGAAGAAGCCUUUAAAAGCUGAUAGAAAUAUUUUUGAUUAUUUAGAUACUUUACAAAAGGAAACAGUAUUGUAAAUUUAGAAUAAAUUGGCACAAGAGACUGAGGAGAUGUUCUUAAAGCUUUCAUUUGGGACUGAUUUUAAACCAAAAAGUGACAGUAAAGCAGGUGAAGACUCUAUUGAAGGAUUUUCAACGAAAUCAAAGCUGAAGCAUUCAUUUAUAAGUUCAGGGAAUGAGAGCUUACAAAGCUCAGAAGACUCUAAACAGUUUUAA
Molecule: messenger RNA, 622 nt
Organism: Blepharisma stoltei
Lineage: Eukaryota; Ciliophora; Heterotrichea; Heterotrichida; Blepharismidae
Source: the annotation of a GenBank genome assembly